GCGCACAGCACAGCGGAGGCCACAAGAGCGCCAGGAUGUCGCUCGGGAUGAGCCCAGCCUCCCUGCUGCUUCUCCUCCUCUGUCUACAUGGCGCCCUGGCCCUGAAGCUCUGUUCCUUCAACGUCAGGUCCUUUGGGUACAGCAAGCGGGAAAACCGCCAGGCCAUGGAUGUCAUUGUCAAGAUCAUCAAACGCUGCGACAUCAUACUCCUGAUGGAAAUCAAGGACAGCAACAACAUGAUCUGCCCCAUGCUGAUGGAGAAGCUGAAUGGAAAUUCAAGGAGAGGCAUAACAUACAACUAUGUGAUUAGCUCUCGGCUCGGAAGAAAUGUCUAUAAAGAACAGUAUGCCUUUCUCUAUAAGGAAAAGCUGGUGACUGUGAAGAAAAACUAUCUCUACCAUGACUAUGAGGCUGGAGAUGCGGACGUGUUUUCCAGGGAGCCCUACGUAGUCUGGUUCCAGUCGCCUUUCACUGCUGUCAAGGACUUCGUGAUUGUGCCCCUGCACACCAGCCCUGAGGCAUCUGUGAAAGAGAUCGAUGAGCUGGUUGAUGUUUACAUGGACGUGAAACGUCGCUGGAACGCUGAGAAUUUCAUUUUCAUGGGUGACUUCAAUGCCGGCUGUAGCUAUGUCCCCAAGAAAGCCUGGAAAAACAUCCGCUUGAGGACCGACCCCAAAUUUGUUUGGCUGAUUGGGGAUGAAGAGGACACCACGGUCAAGAAGAGCACCAGCUGUGCAUACGACAGGAUCGUGCUCCGAGGACAGGACAUCAUCAGAUCUGUGGUUCCUGAUUCCAAUGGCGUCUUUGACUUCAGGAAAGCUUACAAGCUGACAGAGGAGGAGGCCCUGGACGUCAGUGACCACUUUCCAGUCGAAUUUAAACUGCAGUCUUCAAGAGCCUUCGCCAACAGCAAAAACUCUGUCCAGCCAAGGAAGAAAACAAAGGCCAGGCGCUCCUAGAUACAAAGGCACCAUUUUAUUAACCACUUCUUGCCUCUAAAUAAACUGCUCUAACAGGUGGGAACUGCUCCCUGCACCCUUGGGAGACAGGACUGGUCCAACUGC
This is a messenger RNA of Lepus europaeus (European hare), 1064 nucleotides long. RefSeq names its product deoxyribonuclease 1 like 3 (gene DNASE1L3). The transcript is spliced from 8 exons. Gene Ontology annotation, molecular function: DNA nuclease activity. NCBI's taxonomy places the organism in Eukaryota, Metazoa, Chordata, Mammalia, Lagomorpha, Leporidae. Gene Ontology annotation, cellular component: nucleus. Bases 36 to 959 code for a protein of 307 amino acids. Gene Ontology annotation, biological process: programmed cell death involved in cell development; apoptotic DNA fragmentation. The record is from RefSeq and is a predicted model, not a curated record.